Molecule: messenger RNA, 1185 nt
Organism: Propithecus coquereli (Coquerel's sifaka)
Lineage: Eukaryota; Metazoa; Chordata; Mammalia; Primates; Indriidae
Gene: ISOC1
Product: isochorismatase domain containing 1
Exons: 5
Coding region: 55-951 (298 amino acids)
Cellular component (GO): cytoplasm
Source: RefSeq, a predicted model, not a curated record
CCGCGGCGGCUGUGUCUGCGCCUCGCUGCCGCCGCGCUCGCAGACGCCGGGAACAUGGCGGCGGCGGAGCCGGCGGUCCUGGCGCUGCCCGGCGGCGGCGGCGUGGGCGCGGGGGCGCCGUCGGGCGCGGUGCCGGUGCUCUUCUGCUUCUCCGUCUUCGCGCGGCCCUCGUCGGUGCCGCACGGUGCGGGCUACGAGCUGCUCAUCCAGAAGUUCCUCAGCCUGUACGGCGACCAGAUCGACAUGCACCGCAAAUUCGUGGUGCAGCUCUUCGCGGAGGAGUGGGGCCAGUACGUGGACUUGCCUAAGGGCUUCGCGGUGAGCGAGCGCUGCAAGGUGCGCCUCGUGCCGCUGCAGAUCCAGCUCACUACCCUGGGAAAUCUUACACCUUCAAGCACUGUGUUUUUCUGCUGUGAUAUGCAGGAAAGGUUCAGACCAGCCAUCAAGUAUUUUGGGGAUAUUAUUAGUGUUGGACAAAGAUUGUUGCAAGGGGCCCGGAUUUUAGGAAUUCCAGUUAUUGUAACAGAACAAUACCCUAAAGGUCUGGGAAGCACUGUUCAAGAAAUUGAUUUAACAGGUGUAAAACUGGUACUGCCAAAGACCAAGUUUUCCAUGGUGUUACCAGAAGUAGAAGCAGCAUUAGCAGAAAUUCCUGGAGUCAGAAGUGUUGUAUUAUUUGGAGUAGAAACUCAUGUGUGCAUCCAACAGACUGCCCUGGAGCUAGUUGGCCGAGGAGUCGAGGUCCAUAUUGUUGCUGACGCCACGUCCUCGAGAAGCAUGAUGGACAGGAUGUUUGCUCUCGAGCGUCUUGCUCGAACUGGGAUCAUAGUGACCACGAGUGAGGCUGUUCUGCUACAGCUGGUGGCUGAUAAAGACCAUCCAAAAUUCAAGGAAAUUCAGAAUCUGAUUAAGGCGAGUGCUCCAGAGUCAGGUCUGCUUUCCAAAGUAUAGGACAUUGGAAGGACUGGUCUGCUACUAGGACUCUCAGCCCACACAAGCUCUUAUCUCUACUAGAAUUAAAAUGUUAAGUCAAAAUCGGCUCCUUUUUUGCGCCUCUUAGUGAAACUUAACUGGCUAGACCCUUUGGGUACCAGCAUUUAGUUACAAAUGUCAAAGGCUUCGGGUGCUGCUUACCUUCUUUUUUUGUUAAUGUGCUUUUAUUUAUUGAAAAAAAAUUACAAUGAA